CUCAAUUAUUCUCCUAUUUAUGUUCUCGUCUUCCAGUCUCUACUAGCAGGCGAGAUCUAGAGAUUAUGGGGAUUUUGGCAAGCAAAGGAAUCGAAUAUGAGGACAGUUACCGUUCCUUUUCCGAGAAAGAACGCCAACACCUCUUGUCACUUUUCAAUCAGCUCGCUACUGCUAAUGAUCUUGGUGUUAUGAAGGUAGAAUUUGAACCGCUUAAGAAUCACUUGGCAUGGCUUUUACCUGAGUGCGUUAUCAGUCGUUUCUUCAAAGAGAUGUGUAAUAUUCAACGAGCUCGCCGAGUAGUGAAAAAUCCACUUGAAGAUGGUCAAGUGGGCAGGGUGGCUUUUUUUGUGUCAAUGUCUCAUGUCUUUAAGAGGAGCAAAGCAGAGAAAGGACAGAUAUUUUACCACUUAACUGCUGAUGUUGACCAAGUAGUGACAAGUGUUGAGGUGGAAGAACUCUGUAAAAUAUUAUUAGAUGCCUAUGUUAUGGCAUUAAAAAAAACUACUGAUGGUGCAAAAUGGGAACUGCAUACUAAUGCUGAGGCAAACCACAGAUUUGCCAAAAAUGCUAUUCAAGAACUUUUAGAGAAGAAAGCAGACCCUAGUUGUGUUUCUCCAGAGGAGGUUAUUUCAUGGUUUAGUAAAUUUCCGCUGAUAGAAAAAUUGUUUCUGGCUGUUAUGAGGGCUGGAUUCUUUGAUGUAGAGAGUCUGUUAGAAGCCAAGCCUCAUGGUUUAGAGGAAGGAUGUGAAGAGACAGUUGCACAUGUACAGUAUGACAGGUCACACAUAAUAAUGCCAUGCAAGUUUGAAGUGGAUUUCAAUAAAGUUGAUUCACUUUUGGACAUUCCAUCUAUCAUUCUUCUUAAUCAUCACUUGCCUCAAUCAUCUCAACAUCAAUGGCGUCUACUAUUCUCCACUCAAACUCAUGGCGAGAGCUUCAGUGCUUUUAUUCAUCAAAUCACCAAUCAAGGCCCGAUGAUUAUUGUUGCCAGAGACACUGGUGGACAUAUUUUUGGAGGGUUUGCCUCAGUUAGUUGGUCUAUAAAGUCUCAUUUUGUAGGUGACAGCUACUGCUUUCUGUUCAGCCUGAAGCCUAAAAUGGGUGUGUAUCAUCCUACUGGUUACAAUGAGAACUUCAUGUAUCUGAACAUGGGCAUGCAAACAAUGCCUAAUGGAUUGGGUAUGGGAGGUCAGUUAAACUACUUUGGAUUUUGGUUAAAUGAGGACUUUGGCUCAGGACAUAGCCGUGGGCAGCCUUCCUGCACAACAUAUGGCAGCCCAGUCCUCUCUGCAGAAGAGGAGUUUAAGCUUGAUAGACUUGAGGCUUGGGGUGUGGGUGUACCACCAGAAAAUGAGGCAGGUGUUUCCUUAGCAAAAUCAGUUAUUUUCUGUUUGCUUCUUUACAAAAGAGUGAUUUUUAUUGGGCUGGCGACAGGGCUGUUAGUAAGAUUUAGAGCAGAAGGCAAAGGAGAAAUAGUAGGCAGCUAGUUUGUUAUAGGUGCCAUGGUGUUUAGUCAUGUUACAUGCAAGACUAAAUUAAGCAUUCAGUACCUCUCAAAACCAGAGAAAUGUUUGAUGCUUUACAAAAAUUUUUUUGAUGAUUUAUCAACAUUUGUGGGAAUUUUUAUCACAAUAAUUAUGAUAAAAUGACGCACAAGUAGUAGUCUAAAAAUGGCAGACAACCCAGUGUUUUUGGCUGGCUGUCAGCUCUUGUCAGGUCUGCAGCCAGGAGAGUGCAAUUAUCUAGAAUUAUAUGAUACUGAUUUUUAAUCCUAUGGUAGGGUAACAAAAAAACCAGAACAAAAAUUAAGCCACCCUUUGUACAGGGUUUUUAUGGGUCCUGAAAAACCUGGAAAGUCCUGGAAAAAGACUAUGGGUCCUGAAAAGUCCUGGAAAUUUGCUUCACUCAAGGAAUAAAGUUUCAGAUUUUAUGUUUUAAGAAAUGUGUGUAGGCUAUAAGCAGAAUUGAGUUUGAAAUCUUGGGAAUGAAAGGGUUUAAAGUGAAAUUUGAAGUCCUAAAAAAAUAAAUCUCAGGGAAAAGUCUCAGAAAAGUCUUAGAAAGGUCUUUAAAAUUUUUUUCUGAAAAGGAUUCGAACCCUGUCUGUAUUAUUGAAAUGCACUGAUAAAACUAAUAAACUAAUUUUAUGGCGUUUGGCAAGUUAAAUUCUGUGAUUCAAUGUUACUACACUUAAGAUCACUGUGUCAUUUUUUUCUUAAACAGGUAGAGGAAAAAAGUGUAUUGGAUACAAACAUUGAGGCCAAGGCUUUCUUGGAAGUCAUUGGUAAAAAGAUGCAUAGUGAAGGAUUUAGAGAGCCAGAUGCUAAUUAAAAAAAUGUUUGAGGUGGUGGAACAUCACAA
This is a messenger RNA of Pocillopora damicornis (cauliflower coral), 2358 nucleotides long. Its product is annotated as MTOR-associated protein MEAK7. The record is from RefSeq and is a predicted model, not a curated record. Gene Ontology annotation, cellular component: nucleus. Gene Ontology annotation, biological process: response to oxidative stress. NCBI's taxonomy places the organism in Eukaryota, Metazoa, Cnidaria, Anthozoa, Scleractinia, Pocilloporidae.